CGAAAGGUCCAAAAUGGGUUCGAAUUGGGCUGGCAAUGACUCCUUCCUUGGAGAUGUGGAAGAUGGGUUGGUCAAUCCGACAAGGCAAGGACUCAGGGAGAAGGAGGAGGAAGAGAUAUUCGGAGGGGGACGAAGGAAUCUGCGAACAAUUUAUGUGGCCCAUAAGAUCUCGCGUGGAUAAAUAGAGAAACGAAUUACUCGCGAGUGCUAAAGAAAGUGUUGAAUUGAAUAAAGAGGAGAGUGUUGGCAGUUGGAAGUGAGAAGCAGUUGGAGUGGAUGGCCCAGUUCACAGCUCAAGGAACCAUGAAGCUGCUCUUCAAUGGCGAAGGUCGCUCGUUUAGGCAAGGAUCGAAGGACCCAUGUCGUUUUAGGCUCGGAUCAGUCCAUGUGCGCAAGCGGAGGCUCGGAUUUUUUGAUUCCUCGGCCGAGCACGGUCCUUGGCGGCGAAACGCGAGAGCGCACGCGCGAAGUGCUAAUAAACACAGCGAGGAAGGUGUGCAUGGAGAGGACGACGAGUACGACGACGAGUUGGCGUGCUUCAGAGGUCUGGUCUUGGAUCUUUCUUACAGGCCAGUCAAUGUCGUUUGCUGGAGGCGUGCGAUUUGCUUGGAGUUCAUGGAGAAGGCUGAUGUACUAGAAUAUUAUGAUCAGACAGUGAACUCUCCUAGUGGAUCAUUUUACAUACCAGCAGUUUUAAGGUUUCUGCUUAACCGUCUAUGCCCAUCUGCUUCCCUCCAGGUGCCACAUUUACUGCAGGUUGUUAAGAGGAGGAGAGUGAAAAGCAACCUUAGUCGUAAGAACAUACUGUACAGAGACAGUUACACUUGCCAGUACUGCUCUUCAGGUGAGAAUUUAACUAUUGACCACGUUCUUCCAAUUUCAGGAGGUGGAGAAUGGACGUGGGAAAACCUGGUAACUGCCUGUUCCAAAUGCAAUUCCAAGAAAGGUCAAAAAACAAUAGAAGAAGCAAAUAUGAAGCUGCUCAAGACCCCCAAGGCUCCGAAAGACUUUGACAUACUCGCCAUACCCUUGACGAGCGCAGCGGUGAAGAUGUUGAGAGUAAGGAAAGGCACUCCAGAGGAGUGGCGCCAGUAUCUUGGUAGACCAUCUUUUGAGCCCUGACACAGUUUGCGGUGGCAUUUGUACAUUCUUUUGCUUCGUCCAUACUAAAAAUAAGCGUAUAUGCAUUCCGUUCUUUCGCAUAAAUGUGGAACACCGUUUAUGUAUGUCUUACUCGUGGGCGAUUGAUGCAUCAUGUACGACAAUCAGAAGAAGAAAAGGAAAGAACCAAAAAAUCUAACAUUACUAGACCAUGGCAAUGUAUGUAUAUCGGUGGUCUACUAUGCAUUAACGUUCAAUUCCCUUCGUUCCUUACAA
This is a messenger RNA of Syzygium oleosum, 1377 nucleotides long. RefSeq lists its product as uncharacterized. The transcript has 8 exons. Bases 277 to 1122 code for a protein of 281 amino acids. The record is from RefSeq and is a predicted model, not a curated record. Lineage: Eukaryota; Viridiplantae; Streptophyta; Magnoliopsida; Myrtales; Myrtaceae.